AUCUGGCUAAGUACAUUAUGAUGGUUUAUUCUUAUGAUUCAAAUAUUUUUAUAAUUGUUAGGAAAAAAAGAUCUAGAGCAAGGCCACUGGCCACUUGUGCAAGUCAAUAAGUGCUUGAACCCCACGUGUAAACUCUGUUUUUCUCUAUCUAUUUUCUCUCUCUAUUUUAUCUAUCUUGUCCUCUCCUCUGUUUAUAAUCAGCAAGAUUUCUUUUUGUUUAUUAGAAGAUUUUUGGAAAAUUAAUAUAUAAAGAGAGGAGAAAUUAAGCGUAAGAGUGGUGGCGGGGGAAAAUAAAAGCAUGGAAGAAGGACUUCUUCGGCAUGAAAACGACAGAGAUGAUCGUCGUAUCACAGCUUGUGUUAUCCUCAGCACUUUUGUUGCUGUUUGUAGUUCCUUCAGCUAUGGAUGUGCUGUGAGUUUCUUAAUUUCUCUCUCUACUCUUUUUUGCCAUCACCACAGAUUUUUAUCGGAUGUUCCCGAAGGGACUUUUUCACCCAUUAUCCAUCCAUCACCACAUAUAUUUUGAUCAAAUUGUAUUGAAGAUAAUGAUUAAUCUUAGCUAUACAUGCAACAGUCACUCGGAUUUCCGACCAAUGGAAUGGUUAUACUUCCGGCGCUGAAACUGCAAUCAUGAAAGAGUUAGACCUUUCUAUGGCACAAUUUUCAGCGUUUGGUUCCUUUUUGAACUUGGGAGGUGCGGUGGGAGCUUUGUUUAGCGGUCAAUUAGCAGUCAUCCUUGGCAGAAGACGAACGUUGUGGGCAUGCGAUUUGUUCUGCAUUUUUGGUUGGCUCUCCAUUGCUUUUGCAAAGAAUGUCUUGUGGCUGGACUUGGGAAGAAUUUCUUUAGGCAUCGGAGUGGGCUUGACUAGCUACGUGGUCCCUGUCUAUAUUGCGGAAAUCACUCCUAAACAUGUUCGUGGCGCAUUUUCUGCUUCAACCCUGCUUCUUCAAAACAGUGGAAUUUCUCUGAUUUAUUUUUUCGGAACUGUAAUUAAUUGGCGGGUUCUGGCUGUUAUAGGUGCUCUUCCAUGUUUCAUUCCAGUGAUCGGUAUAUAUUUCAUACCGGAAUCACCAAGAUGGUUGGCUAAAAUCGGUUCAGUUAAAGAAGUAGAAAACUCUCUGCAUCGCCUUAGAGGGAAAGAUGCUGAUGUUUCAGAUGAAGCCGCUGAAAUUCAGGUUAUGACAAAAAUGCUUGAAGAAGAUUCAAAGUCCAGUUUUUGUGACAUGUUUCAGAAGAAGUAUAGACGAACUCUAGUGGUUGGAAUUGGUUUAAUGUUGAUACAACAAUUAUCUGGAGCUAGCGGUAUCACAUAUUAUUCAAAUGCCAUAUUUAGAAAAGCUGGCUUUUCAGAGAGACUUGGAUCAAUGAUAUUUGGUGUGUUCGUGAUCCCAAAAGCUUUGGUUGGUCUGAUUCUUGUGGAUAGAUGGGGAAGACGACCACUCCUAUUGGCUUCUGCUGUUGGAAUGUCUAUCGGAUCCUUGCUUAUUGGGGUUAGCUUCACGUUACAGGAAAUGAAUCUGUUUCCUGAAUUUAUUCCAGUUUUCGUCUUCAUAAAUAUUCUGGUCUACUUUGGAUUUUUUGCAAUCGGUAUAGGAGGGCUACCUUGGAUCAUUAUGUCUGAGAUAUUUCCGAUAAAUAUAAAAGUUUCAGCAGGGUCAAUCGUUGCAUUAACAUCGUGGACCACUGGGUGGUUCGUUAGUUAUGGUUUCAACUUUAUGUUUGAAUGGAGCGCACAAGGAACCUUUUACAUAUUUGCGAUGGUGGGGGGAUUGUCAUUGCUUUUUAUAUGGAUGCUCGUGCCGGAAACCAAAGGACAGUCGCUUGAAGAAUUGCAAGCAUCCCUUACGGGGACAACCUAAAUACACAUUUACAUCUAUUGGCAGUGUCUUUGCAAACAUUAUUUACAUAAUAAAGUACACAACCUGCUCUUCAUAGUGAUUGAUGUGUAAACCUUUUCCUUGCGAACAUUGUCGUAUAUAUCCUAGCUAUAUUUUUUCCAUAAUGAAUGUUACAUAAAUUUAAAUAAAACAAAACACGACAUACGCUUUGUCAUA
This is a messenger RNA of Arabidopsis thaliana (thale cress), 2055 nucleotides long. RefSeq names its product Major facilitator superfamily protein. The record is from RefSeq and is marked reviewed. NCBI's taxonomy places the organism in Eukaryota, Viridiplantae, Streptophyta, Magnoliopsida, Brassicales, Brassicaceae. Gene Ontology annotation, molecular function: sugar transmembrane transporter activity; transmembrane transporter activity. The transcript is spliced from 18 exons. The coding region runs from base 631 to 1860 and encodes 409 amino acids. Gene Ontology annotation, cellular component: membrane. Gene Ontology annotation, biological process: carbohydrate transport; transmembrane transport; carbohydrate transmembrane transport.